GGGAAUCAAAACCCACCAUUUUUUCCUCACGUGCAGCACUCUCUUCUCCUUCUUCGUCCUUCUUAUUCUCCAACCCACCUAAGCUCCUAAUUUUGUUCUUUUCUCUGUUUUGCUUUUUUCAAACGGCGUCGCUUCAGAGGUUCAGCGAUGUCGUACGACUACCUAUUCAAGUACAUCAUCAUCGGCGACACAGGUGUAGGGAAAUCGUGUCUGCUCCUCCAAUUCACUGAUAAGAGGUUCCAACCUGUUCAUGAUCUCACCAUUGGUGUUGAGUUUGGCGCUCGCAUGGUCACAAUUGAUUCUCGACCCAUCAAGCUUCAGAUAUGGGAACUGUCAGCUGGGCAAGAGUCCUUUAGAUCCAUCACAAGAUCUUACUAUAGAGGAGCAGCCGGAGCACUUCUAGUUUAUGACAUUACAAGGAGAGACACAUUUAAUCAUUUAGCUAGUUGGCUGGAAGAUGCCCGGCAGCAUGCCAAUCCUAACAUGAGCAUCAUGCUCGUAGGGAACAAGUGUGACCUGUCUCAUCGAAGAGCAGUGAGCAAAGAGGAGGGGGAGCAGUUUGCAAAAGAAAAUGGACUUCUGUUUUUGGAGGCUUCUGCUAGGACUGCUCAAAAUGUGGAAGAGGCUUUUAUAAGGACUGCUGCAAAGAUUCUUCAGAAUAUUCAGGAAGGUGUCUUUGAUGUGUCGAAUGAGUCAUCUGGUAUAAAAGUUGGCUAUGGACGUCCCCAAGGUCAAUCAGGAGGCAGAGAUGGAACUGUUUCUGCAAGGGGUGGAUGUUGUAACUGAUUGAAGGGAAACCAGAUCUCAAUCUAAUCCUUUUUUGCAUCUAUUUCUGCCUCCUGUCUCAACUGAGUGUAUACUCUUAGACUUGACAUGGAACUUUUGGAGUACACUGCAACUUC
Vigna umbellata (rice bean) is the source of this 902-nucleotide messenger RNA. Lineage: Eukaryota; Viridiplantae; Streptophyta; Magnoliopsida; Fabales; Fabaceae. The record is from RefSeq and is a predicted model, not a curated record.